AUGAGCGACCAGAAAAUGAACCAGUACGAGAAGCUGAAGAAGCAGCUCAAGGACAACAUCAACAAGAAAAAAACACAUGACAAAAACCUCAACUCGCUGGAGGAACAGAUAUUCACCCUGGAAGGCGCAUAUCUCGAGGAAACGUCCCAUGGAAACCUCGUCAAGGGCUUCGACACAUACAUCAAGGGCGCGCAAUCGAAAAAGCGCUACGUGUUCAACGAAGACGACCGGCUGUUUUCGCUGUCCUCGGCGGUCUUUCUCAAACACCAGGCCAAAACAGGUGCGGGGGGUGACUUGGACGAAACCAAGAAUGAAAGGAAAAAGACCGCUUCUCAAAAGAGAAGAAAGGGGGAUUCGACGCCCAUGUCUGGCGAUGAGAAGCCUAGUAAGCGGUCGAGGGUGGACUAG
Molecule: messenger RNA, 408 nt
Organism: Yarrowia lipolytica CLIB122
Lineage: Eukaryota; Fungi; Ascomycota; Dipodascomycetes; Dipodascales
Cellular component (GO): NuA4 histone acetyltransferase complex
Source: RefSeq, a predicted model, not a curated record